Molecule: messenger RNA, 1419 nt
Organism: Didymodactylos carnosus
Lineage: Eukaryota; Metazoa; Rotifera; Eurotatoria; Philodinida; Philodinidae
Source: the annotation of a GenBank genome assembly
AUUUAUCUUUAUGUUCGAACAAUGAAACCAGGUUAACAUACUAUGAGUAUAAUUGUCGCGUUUAAACAAAACACUUUGCAUGUUUUAGAAAUUAAUUGGGGUUCGUCUGUUCAAGCGCAUACUUAUCGACGUGCUUUGGAUGCAAUAUUAAAAUUAGGCACAGUCGAAGAACAUGUAAAAAAUUUUCGUCCACAAGCUCUAGUACUAACUGGAAAUCCCAUUUGUCGUCCGGCUAUCAUCGAUUUCGUUUCACUUUUAACACACGGACACAGUUUGAUGAUAUGUGGCAAUAUUAUUUUGGAUGAUCCUUUAGUAAACAUUAAAUUAUGUGAGAAAAAAGAUGAUGCAGUAAAUUGGUUGAAAAAACGUAAUUCUAAAGCAUUUUAUUCAACUGUUAUUUCUCCAACAGUACGACAAGGAGCUCAAGCAUUGCUACAAUGUGCUGGUGUUGGUAAAAUGCGUCCAAAUCUAGUAUUUAUGGGUUUUAAAAACGAUUGGUACAGUCAACCCGAACAUUUAGUAAAUGAUUAUUUUAAUAUUAUACAUGAUGCAUUAGAUUUAAAUCUUGGUAUUGGUAUAUUAAGACUAAAAAGUGGACUCGAUUUUUCUGAUUUUUUUGGUGGAUCAGAUGUUUUGAUAGAUGAAUUUGCCGAUGAUGUAUACGAUGUGGACGAGGAUGACGAAGAUUUUAUUUCAACACCAUUAAAUAAAACAAAAAUGAAUCAUACUAAUGAAACUAAUAAUGUAAUACGUAAAAUUCGUUCAACAGAUGUAAUGGUGCUUAAAAAUACAAUUAUUAAUGAAGGUGCUUUACAAAGUAUGAAUAUAUUUCGUCAAAGUCAAAUAUCAUCAGCUGUUAUCGAUGUUUGGUGGUUAUUUGACGAUGGAGGUUUGACAUUAUUAAUUCCAUAUUUAUUACGUCGACGAAAACGUUGGAAAGAAUGUCAAUUACGAAUAUUUUCAUGUGUAUGUGGUGAAAAACAAGCAGCUGAUCAACAACAUUUAGCAAUGGCAUCUCUAUUAUCAAAAUUUCGUAUUAAUUAUGAUGAUUUACAUGUAUUACAUGGUUUAAAUAAACAACCAAAUGAAUAUGAAAUACAAAAAUUUAAUCAACUAAUACAAUCUUUAAGUGGAGAAAAUACUCUUAAUAAUGAGUCAAAAGAAACAUCAUCAUGGAAUAUAAGCGCAUCAGAACUCGAAGCAAAUAAAGAUAAAAUAAAACGUGGAUUACGUCUACAUGAAAUGUUACUUGAAUAUAGUUCAACAUCAACAUUAAUUAUUGUAACUUUGCCAAUUCCACGAAAAAAUUCCAUUUCAUGUGGUCUCUAUAUGUCAUGGUUAGAAAGUAUUAGUCACGAUUUACCACCACUAUUAUUCUUACGUGGAAAUCAAAGUAAUGUACUAACAUAUUAUUCGUGA